Diaporthe batatas is the source of this 2823-nucleotide messenger RNA. RefSeq lists its product as uncharacterized. Gene Ontology annotation, biological process: purine nucleoside catabolic process. Gene Ontology annotation, molecular function: purine nucleosidase activity. The coding region runs from base 1 to 2823 and encodes 940 amino acids. The record is from RefSeq and is a predicted model, not a curated record. The transcript has 7 exons. Gene Ontology annotation, cellular component: cytosol. NCBI's taxonomy places the organism in Eukaryota, Fungi, Ascomycota, Sordariomycetes, Diaporthales, Diaporthaceae.
AUGAACAACGAGCAAUUCCGGAAACUCCUCCUCAAUAACUCCGCCAAGCCGCCAAGCGCAGCUCAGAAUGGCGCCUCGCCAUCUCCGCGGGCGACUGGUGGGGCUACGUCCUCUGCCCUCGGAUCGCGGAUGAAGUCUAGCAUCCCGAUGACACCACGAUCCGUCGCUGGUGGAGGGGGAGGACGUCUCGACUUUGCGCGCCAACUCGCGGAGCGUAAUGAACAAGACAGACCAAAGAAGAAAUUCCGAACAUCCGCACCCAAAGGCACCAAAUUCGCAGAAGGCUACGUAGACCGCGCAAAACAAAGGCAGUCAGAGCAGGAAGAGGACGACAAGGCCGCCCGGAUACAGGCUCUAGAGGAGUCAUUGAAAAAGGAGGAAAUCACCCAAGCCACGUUCGAGAAACUAAGGGAUGAAAUCGCGGGCGGCGAUCUGUCGAGUACGCACUUGAUCAAAGGCCUUGACUUCAAGUUGCUCGAAAGGGUCAGGAAGGGCGAGGACGUGUUCGGUGGGGAUAAGCCCAAACAGGCGAAAGAAGAGCCGUCGCCCGGGGACGAGGUUGAGCCCGAGGCUGAGGACUUGGACGAUGCAUUCGAGCAGCUAGAGGGGAAGGAGGUCACCGCCAUCGAGAAGGAGAAGGCGAGGAAGAAGGGGCAACUGGCUACCAGGGCGCUGGUUCCUGGGCAGAAGCGGACGCGGGACCAGAUCUUGGCCGAGAUGAAGGCUGCCCGUGAAGCCGCAAAAGCUCAGCAGGAGUCGGCUUUGGGGUCGAAGUUCAAAAAGAUCGGCGCCAAGAAGGAACCAGGCUCAAGGAUAGAGCGCGAUGCCAAAGGCAGAGAGGUACUUAUCAUUGUUGACGAGGACGGGAAUGAGAAGCGCAAAGUCCGAAAAGUCGCAGCAGAGGUCGAGAAAGAACGGGAAGCCUUCAAGGUUGAUCCCAAGGCCGAAGUGCUGGGCAUGGAUGUGCCGGAGUUCUACAAGAAGAAGCUGGAAGAACAGGCAAAGGCGGACGAGGACGUGGCCAUGUUCUCUGACGUGGAGUCAGACUACGACCCCCUUGGUGGCAUCUCAGACUCGGACGACAGCGACGAGCCUGGUGACAAUGAGGCGGAGAAGGGGGCUAAGGAGAAGUCCCAUUCACCAAGGAGCGAGGGCGAAGUCAACCCCGAAGGCCGGGCCGCGUUGGAGGAGGACACGCCGCCUCCGCCGAAACCACAAGCACAGCAUCCUCGCAAUUACUUCAAGUCGGGCUUGAUAUCUGAGGAGCAGACCGCGCGACCGGCCAUGAACGACCCGUCGGUGCUGGCAGCCCUCAAGAAGGCUAAGACGCUUAAUGCAGCUACCAAGUCGGAGGAAGAGCAAAAGGAGGCCGAGAGGCAAGAGAGGCUCAAGAAGAUGAUGGCAUCCGCAGACCGCGAUGCGGAAGACAUGGACCUGGGCUUUGGAACGAACCGCCUGGCGGAUGAGGAGGAGCUGGCGGAUGACGGCAAGACGAAGCUGUCCAGGUGGGGCGAUGACGACGACGGUGAGGAAGGGGGCGGUGGCAAGUCUAAACGCAAGCGAGGCCCCAAGAAGAAGAAGGGAGACGUGAACAAUGUUGCAGACGUGAUGAAGGUGCUUGAGAAGAGGAAAGCAGCCGGGUCAGUUCCGGUCUGGCUGGACGCCGACCCUGGACACGAUGACGUCUUCGCCAUUCUUCUCGCGGCAUAUCAUCCCGGAAUCAAGCUUUUAGGCAUAUCAACCGUCUUUGGCAAUGCUCCGCUAGAGAAGACGACGUGGAAUGCCACCAGCGUGCUCACGGCCAUUGGCCAGCAUGACCGCAUCCCAAUCUACCCGGGCGCCUCGUCGCCGCUCCUGAGGCCGCGCCUGUCCGAGAACGCCGAGGAUAUCCACGGCGAGAGUGGCCUGGACGGGACCACCUUGCUACCCGAGCCGCUCGUCCAGCCGCGGAAGGACGUCGCCGCCAUCGAUGCCGCCGCCGCCGCCCUACGCUCGUGCAAGCCCGGCACAGCGUGGGUUGUCGCAACCGGAAGCCUGACGAAUGCGGCCAAGCUGUUCCAGACGUACCCCGACUUGAUCGGCCACGUCAAGGGGCUGAGUCUCAUGGGAGGUGCGGUGGGAGACGGCUUCACCAGUGCUGUGUAUGGCAUUGUUGAUGGCAAGGCUCGCAUUGGAAAUUGGACACCCUGGGCCGAGUUCAACAUCAUCAUCGAUCCCGAGGCCUCGGCGUUCAUAUUUGACACCAAGGAACUCGCCGCCAAGACGACCAUUCUGCCUCUUGACACGACACAUCUUGUGCUCGCGAGGCAGGAUGUCCAGGAACUCCUCCUCUACGGGGCUGACACGGCUCCUCUGAACGACUCCAAAACGGAGCCGGUCGAGACCACCGGGCCGAGGGUUGGCAAGACAGUGCUCCGAACCAUGCUCGUCGAGUUACUCAUGUUCUUCGCAAAGACGUACAAGGACGUAUUCGGCAUCAUUGAGGGCCCUCCUCUGCACGACCCGCUGGCAGUAGCCGCGGUGCUGACCGGCACCAAGUGGGAAAUUGCCUUUGAUGAGUGUGACCCCAACUCAGCAUCCGACAACCCGAACAAGCGUGAGCGGUUUGCCGUCAAGGUCAUCACCGAGGGUACUCACGACGACGCCCUCCACCAUGGGUCGCAGCUCGGCCGGACCAUCGCAACGUUGCUUCCGGCCGGGGAGGAGGGCGUGCGGAUACCGAGGGGCCUCGAUACCACCAAGUUCUGGCAGGUCUUGGAGGAAUGUGUCCAGCGCGCCGACGAAGUGAACGCUGCCAGGGCUGCCGCCGUACCGAGAAAUUAG